AACGUUAUUUAAUACUUUGUGGAUUAUUAAUUUAGUUGAUAAUCACUGGAAGUAAAAUGGAUGCUAAUUUGAGAGAUCAAGAUCUUCGUAUAAAACAGUUAAUAAAAGAAAAUCUACAAAGAAAAAAAUGUCUGCCAAGCCGUAGCCGAAGCCGAUCUCCAAAUAUAUUUGGCGAUAGUGAGACCCAGUGUCCAGAUGAUUUACCCAGCGUCGUCGCAACAAAGAAAAAAAACGAGGAUAAAGUAAAAGAAAAUUUACUGAAAGAAGAAACAAACUGUUCUAAAUGCUUAAUUUAUGGAGAAGAGGAUAAAAGAAAUGAGUAUUUCGGACUGUUAGUGGCUCAAGAAUUUAAAUAUAUACGGCCAUGUGUGCGAACGAGGUGUUAUGAAGAAAUUUUAAAGUAUCUACGGGAAGCAAAAGGCCAACAUGUUGAUCAACUGCAACAUGAAAACACUGAAAAUUAA
Molecule: messenger RNA, 464 nt
Organism: Galleria mellonella (greater wax moth)
Lineage: Eukaryota; Metazoa; Arthropoda; Insecta; Lepidoptera; Pyralidae
Exons: 2
Coding region: 57-464 (135 amino acids)
Source: RefSeq, a predicted model, not a curated record